AUGAAAGAAUUGAGGCUGAUUCUGUUGCCAAUUGUCGCCCUGCUCGGGUCGAUCGUGAGGGCGUCUAGUGACGAGACGGUGUACUGUAACGGAACCGUCGGUGCAUGUCCCGAUGACAAGCCAUGUUGUUCGCAAUACGGAGUUUGUGGGUCUGGCAGUUACUGCUUGGGUGGAUGUAAUCCAAGAUUUUCUUACAAUUUGACUGCAUGUAUGGCAAUGCCCAUUUGCAAGGAUUCACAGACCAUUUUCAGCAACUAUAGCAGUAAUGUCGCCAACCAGUACACAUUCCUUGGUGAUGCAACGGCCAAUGACUGGAUCUACGAGGGAUCAAUCGCAGACUAUGAUGACGAAAAUGCGCUUUUGUUGACGAUGCCUCAGUACUCGUCAGGUGCGGUGUUGUCGUCUACGAGAUACAUGUGGUACGGAAAAGUGAGCGCACGUAUGAAGACUUCUCAUUUGGGAGGUGUGGUGACAGCUUUUAUCAUGUUUUCCUCUGUUCAAGAUGAAAUCGAUUAUGAAUUUGUCGGAGCCAACUUGACCAAUGUCCAAACCAACUAUUAUUUCGAAGGUGACUUGAACUGGACGCAUUCCAAGAACAUUACCGCUAGCGAUACUUUCGAGAACUACCACGACUACGAAAUCGACUGGCAUGAGGACCAUCUCGACUGGCUAGUGGACGGUAAAGUCGGAAGAACUCUCUACAAGAACCACACCUACAACGCCUCGACCGGAUUAUACGAUUACCCACAAACACCAUCGCGUAUCCAGCUAUCGAUCUGGCCAGGUGGUACCAACGUGAGCUCGUACUGGACAAAGCUAUGGGCCGGUGGUGAGAUUGACUGGAACGCUCCAGAUAUCCAGGAUCCCGGUUACUACUAUGCGACGAUUCAGAGCGUGAACAUCACAUGUUACGACCCUCCCUCCGGUACCAGACGCAAUGGAUCCACUGCGUACAGAUACUUUGACAGCAAGAACUUCACCCAGGCUGGCGUGGCCAUCACAAACGAUACCACGGUUCUCGGCAGUCUGGAGGACAGUGGGUUCAAUCCCGAAAGUGGGAAGUCGUCCUCGUCAUCGUCAUCUAAAUCGUCCAGCAGCACCAGUGCGAAACCAUUUACUACUCAAAGUGCGGCAUCAAGGAGCCGCACCAAGAGUGGAUCUACUGGCACGGGCACGGCUGCCCAGGAAGCCUCUGGCAGCUCCAGCUCUUCGCAAGUCGCUGCUUCCGGCUUUGUUCAGGACAUAAAGAAGAGCUCUUCGAGCAGUGCGGGAGCUGGCGCUCUAAAUGUUGACGCCAACACGCUGCUGCACGCUUUGGUGGCUGUUUUGGGAGCCGCAUUGGCGUUCGUGUAA
Messenger RNA from Lachancea sp. 'fantastica', 1353 nucleotides. The record is from the annotation of a GenBank genome assembly. Lineage: Eukaryota; Fungi; Ascomycota; Saccharomycetes; Saccharomycetales; Saccharomycetaceae.